AUGAACAGAAACUUACUGAAUUUGACUCGAGCAUUCACACGUCACUAUUGCUUAAAACCACCAGGCCGUAAGAAUUGGCCACGUCCGAUGAUGUUGGGACCACAAACAUCCAUGCAUCCAAAGUUUCCGGGAUGGUGUCUUUACUAUCUUCCGGUGUCGGAUAACAAAUACCUAUGGUCUAUAAUCAUAUUUCUCUUCCAUUUCACUGGAUUUGCGGUACCUACACUUGGCGAACCAGUAAAAUUGCGACUAGUGUUCUCAAUUCUAGAUUGA
Acanthocheilonema viteae is the source of this 273-nucleotide messenger RNA. The record is from the annotation of a GenBank genome assembly. NCBI's taxonomy places the organism in Eukaryota, Metazoa, Nematoda, Chromadorea, Rhabditida, Onchocercidae.